Messenger RNA from Tinamus guttatus (white-throated tinamou), 374 nucleotides. The record is from RefSeq and is a predicted model, not a curated record. Lineage: Eukaryota; Metazoa; Chordata; Aves; Tinamiformes; Tinamidae.
UCAUGCUCACGGGCGGCAUCGUGGCCGUGGCGGGGCAGUUCAAGGGCUGGUACUUCGCGGCGUACGCCAUCGCAGCCGGUGUCUUCGUCUGCCUGCUCGAGUACCCCAGGAGCAGGCGGAAAAAGGGCUCCACCAUGGAGAGGUGCGGCCAGCGCUACAUGACGGCCGUGCUGAAGGUGUUCGGGCCCCUCACGAGGAAUUACUACGUCCGGGCCAUCCUGCACGCGGCGCUGGCCGUGCCCGCCGGCUUCCUCCUCUCCACCAUCCUGGGCACCGUGUGCCUGGGCAUCGCCAGCGGCAUCUACCUGCUGGUGAGUCGGCCGCCCGCCGAGCCGGGGGGACAGGUCAACCCCGUGGCCGUGGAGGCCGAGUGA